Messenger RNA from Lepisosteus oculatus (spotted gar), 4881 nucleotides. It is a transcript of the gene chst13, whose product is annotated as carbohydrate sulfotransferase 11. Gene Ontology annotation, biological process: carbohydrate biosynthetic process; proteoglycan biosynthetic process. The record is from RefSeq and is a predicted model, not a curated record. Gene Ontology annotation, cellular component: membrane. NCBI's taxonomy places the organism in Eukaryota, Metazoa, Chordata, Actinopteri, Semionotiformes, Lepisosteidae. Gene Ontology annotation, molecular function: sulfotransferase activity.
UUAGUAACUCAUUGAAAGGGGGUGGCAACUUCAGAGCUCACUGUAGGGUGAUGGGAGCUUCUGUAGCACUGCCAUGUUCGGGGAAGUUUAGAGUUAACGGGAAAAGGUACUCUAACUUUAGCGUCUUUGUGCAAAGGCAGAGGAAUAUACUGUAUGCUGUAGUUAAAGCCUCGUUUAAAAGACCGUGGGAACCAUAAACGUGAAUAUCGGAUGGUGGUUUUGUCUUGUACAAAGUUGAUCUUUUUUUUUUUUUACGAGUGCGGCCGGCCGGGGGUAAGGGACUCGUUGUGGUCCGGAUCAUGGAGUUUUUAAGAAGAUGACCUGCAGGCAGAGAGGUCCCCUCAAACUUGUCAUCUCCGCAGCAGUAGUAAAGCACACCCAAACAUUUCGCAUGAGCUACCCGUCAGGAACUAAGAUCUGCAGCCCAAAGGAAGCUCAGGAUGAGAAAACCGAAGAUCUGCCGGAUGGUUUUGGCUAUGUGUUUGGGGUCUUUUGUCCUUGUGAUAUUCUACUUCCAGUACACCGGUAACGUAAACCAAGCUGCUGAACAGACUAUUUUGGGGAACAGCUGGCCAGGGAAAUCUGGAAGAAGUCCACUGCAGACCCUGUACGAUAGUGACCAGUUUGAGUUGUCGGCUGUCCAGGCGAUACACCAGGGCCGGAGAGAGCUGCUGGGCAGGGCUUGCCAGGCGUACACCAAGAAGAGGCGGGUCCUGAUCCCCGAUGACCUCAAGCACCUCAUUGUGGAUGACCGCCACGGGCUGCUGUACUGCUAUGUACCUAAGGUGGCCUGCACCAACUGGAAGCGGGUCCUGAUGGUGCUGACAGGGGAUGGCAAAUACCAAGACCCACUGAAGAUCCCGGCUAACGAGGCCCACAUUCCAGGUAACCUGCGCACCCUCUCCGAGUACAGCACUUCCGAGAUCAACCACCGCCUGCGGAACUACCUGAAGUUCGUCUUCGUCCGGGAGCCCUUCGAGCGCCUCGUUUCGGCGUACCGCAACAAGUUUACGCGCAAGUACAACACAGCCUUCCACAAACGCUACGGCACCAAGAUCAUCAAGAGGCACAGGGCUGACCCCAGUGAGGAGGCCCUAGAGAAGGGUGAUGAUGUCUCCUUCGAGGAGUUUGUGUACUACCUGGUGGAUCCCCACACCCAACGCGAGGAGCCCUUCAACGAGCACUGGGAACGCGUGCACUCCCUCUGCCACCCCUGCAUCGUCCACUACGAUGUGGUGGGGAAGUACGAGACCCUGGACCAGGAUGCCCGCUAUAUCCUGGAGCUGGCAGGAGCUGAGGGAGCAGUCCAGUUCCCAGCCUCUUCCAAGAGCACCAGGACUACAGACGACAUGACUGCCCAGUUCUUCCGGAAAAUCAGUCCCUUCUACCAGAAGAAACUCUACAACUUAUACAAAAUGGACUUCCUGCUGUUCAAUUAUUCCAUACCUUACUACUUGAAGUUUAGAUGAAUUUACUCUCUCAUUCUUCUGUAUUUAAAAUUUCAGUUUGUACAGCUUUUUCAGCUUUUUCUGAGCCUGUGUGUAUGCUGAUAAAAUGUGAUUGGAUCCUUGCUUUGAAACUACUUUUAAAUUAAUAGCCCAGGGGGAUUUUAAGGGGAGAAAUUAAUCUUGUCUUGAACAACAUCAGUUUUUCUCUCCAUGCUCUUAAAUAUUUAAGCGUGCAUCUGUGAAUACACGUACAUGUCAGAUAUAUCUGAAAUGCUUCAGGCACUUUCGAGCAAAUCACAUUUGGUAUUAAAGAACAUUUUUUAAUUCUAGAGGUUAUUUGGCUCGGAUAACUUUAUAGUCUGGGCUACUGUGAUCACAUACUGUAUGUGCUACACAACACAAUAGGAAGAUAUGUAAAGAACAUCAAAAGCAGGUAUUUGGUAUUUCCACUUAGACACAUUGCUUGAAUCUGAAUUGAAUGCACUCUAGGUUGUUAGAAAACAUGUUACCUGAGCUGUUUUAUAAAUUUUUUUCACAAUUUAAUUUUUUUUGGCAGAGGGCCUUAAAGGCUGUAUUUAUGUACUAUUUUCUGAUGUUUUGGUUUUUUGCAUCAACGUUAUUUAUUGCUAGUUGAUCUAGUAGGUACUCUGUAAGUACUACAGUAGGUCAGGUAGGUAUGCAUUGCAUAUCAAAGCAAUCACACUCUUAUGUCUUAAAUAACAAAUCCUCUAAAACUACAAGAUUCAUCUUGGAAUUUGUGUGGUCUCAGCUAUGAAUAUGACCUGAGCAUUAGGGCCUUUGUCACUUUCCAUAAAAAUCAGAAAGUUCUGCUCAACAAGCGAUAAUUAUUUUAAUCUAAUGUUCAUCAGCAUGUAUUUACAUUAUUUGCACCAUGAUAUUAGGUUUACUACACUAUUAGUAAACAUUAAAGUGUUAAGUAUGUAAUAAUACAGCCUAAUAAAAAAACAUGCAUUUGGAAGAAAAAAUUUGAAAAUGAGUAACUACUUAAAACUUACCAGUGCAAUCACAAAUCCUCAUAAUCAUAAUCAUAAACAAAAAAAAAUGGAAAUAUGCAACAUAUCUAAAUGAUCCUGAUUGGCAAUAUUGAGGCUCCAGUGUUGUACAGUUUGUAUAAUUAUGCACACUUUUUGUGUCAGACAUUUUUUAAAUACUAGUGCGGCAAGUCAAAUUAUAUUCUGACACUAUGCAGAGAGAGUUUUGUGAAAAUAACAAUAUUAGAGAUUUCUUAGAAUUUUGUUCUUCUGUUGCUUAUUUGUUGCUAGCUUCAAUUCUUGUUUGCAAUGACAGUACAGGUAUGUUGCUAAUUUACAGUAUGUUGGAAAAAGAACUUAACGAAGAGCAAGCAGAUUUGAAAUCACUGGAACAGGCAUUGCAGUGACAUGAACCUUUAGGCUUAUGGAGUUUCUAUCUGAAGUCAGAUUAAUUUAGUCUCAUUUAAGAUGGUCGCUCCAUUUCUGGAGAAAGUUACCCACAGAAAAAUACAGCAGAGGGUCAAAUUUAAUCUUGCUGCCAGAGUGUUCAGCUCUGGGUAUCACCAUGCCUUCUAUGCUUUACUGAAAGUACUCCUAAUGCCUUUUUCCUAAGAACUAAAAUAUCUGUUUGUCUUCUUUUUGAAAUACACACACAUACUGUAUAUAUAUCGUUUUUUGGAUUAAUACAAAAAAAUAAAAACUAAAUCAUCAACAGCUUUAUUUUGAAUGGAGAAGCUCCGCAGCUCUCAGUCAGACUGUGUGAGGAAUUUACAAACUGUCAAAGUCAUCUUAAACCAAUCCGUUAACUUAUGGAAGUUUCAAUAUGGCGGUUUGUGCUCACCACAAUGGCUGCAAAAGGUGUCACCCUAAAUGUAUCAAAUAUAUAUUGCUGCACUUUGCCUGUAGCAGUUUGACUAGACCUCAAAGGCUUCUAGUGAAGUCACUAAAUAUAAACUGUAAUUUCAGUGUAGUGCCUGUAGGAAAACAGUGUAAGAAAUAAUCCAGGGUUGGCAGUUACCUUUUUUAUUCUACUUUUACUCUGCUUUAGCCUUAAUACGUUUACUCUUGUCUAUAUUCACCUUUCCAAGAGCUUUAGGUUUUGCUCAUGUGUGUGUGAACAAAGGCAAAGCACAAAAGGAAGGAAGAAACAGAGCUUAUAUCUGCAGCUGUGUUUAGGAAGUGGUGGCAGCUAGGUCUUUCAGGUCAGAUCCAUUUUUCACUGCUAAGUAAGCAAGUCUGUAACAGAGUGCUGUGGAAUAGCUGCACUGUAACAUGGUAUCUUUUAAUUACACAGACCUUAUGUCCCCGUUGCGGAGACAUUUUAAUGUAAACUUGCAUAAAAGCAGAAAAUGUUAAUGAGAUGAAAGUUGGUUUGGCAUUAACUGUUGCAGUUCUGUUGUCAGGCAAAAAUCAAAGGGGAAAAAAUAUCAUUUUAUGAUGCUGUCUGGUUAUAAAUAUAAAAGCCUUUUUGUUUUGUUUUUUGUCACAUUUCACCAUUAGGUAAACAGUACUUUUAAAAUGUCACUUCUCCCCACCUUACAUUCACAAGUUAAAUGAUCAGUCUUUUUUUUUAACUGGAUACACAUCUAGUGAGCAUUUGCACACUAUUCUAAGUGGGGCGGUGCACAAGAAAGAUACUUUUUUAAAUAAGAAACUGUGAAUGUGAAUAGCUGUUUUAAAUUCCAAUCAAAAUUGCUGACCACUUUGGAGAAGCAUUGGAAUGGACAUUUUGUGUUAAACUUUGUAAUAAUUUAAAAUUUUCUAUUCAAAAUGCAAAUAUCUUUUUUUUGUAUAAAGCUUAAAUUCUGUAUUUGUUUUUAAUAAACCAUGGGGCAAAAGUCAAUAUCUUAUCCUACAGAUAGAUUUCCCUUAAAGUUAUAUAGCCAAAAUGCUUUCUUUCUCAAAAAGGGUGUUUGCCAUUCCUACACAUGAUUGAAUGCUUUACAUUUGCAAUUUUGUUGAAGGCGAAAGCUACAAAUUGUCUGGAAGGAGUGCAGUCUCAUCAUGUUUGACAGCUUUGCAGUAUCCACUGAUCAGAUGAGAACAGCCAAACUUGCAUAUCAGAGAAUCGAGUCCCAGAAUACAUUAGUAUGCAGUAGUAAAUGACUCUGCAUUCCAAAGCACGAGAUAAUAAUACAGACUAAAACAAAUGUGAAAUAGAAAAAAAUGCAACAGGCUGCUCUGCAGGAGCAGGUAUGUGAUUGAUUUCUGCCCUGCAGCUCUGAAAUCAUUUUACAUGUCCGCUGUCCUAAAAUAGUUGGUCUGUAGAUACAAAGAAUGUUUGCAUAAUUACUAAACAUGCUUAUUUGCAAUUAAUUGCUGCUUCAGCAGAGGCAUUGAUAGACUGUCAAGUGUUUGGACAGCAUGCAAAGCUGUCCCAAUACCCCUAUAUUUUUAUGGGAAAAAAUAAAUUUAAAAAACAUUUUGGAAUUCUAAGGAUA